AUGAAUGUAACCCAGAGGCCCAGGGUUACGGUAUCAGCAUUACAAAACCCUAAUUAUAAAAAAACGAAACGAAAAACCUAACGAGUUUUGUUCUCCUAGUUGAAAACCCAGAAGCGGCCGAAGCAGCAGAACCAGCGCAACAAUGGCGGACGUUGAAGUCGAUGCAGCAGCCGCAGCAGGGAUUCCAAAGAAGAGAACGUUUAAGAAGUUCAGUUUCAGAGGCGUCGAUUUGGAUGCACUUCUCGACAUGUCCACUGAUGAGCUCGUCAAGCUCUUCAGUGCACGUGCUCGUAGAAGGUUCCAGAGAGGUCUCACCAGAAAGCCCAUGGCUCUCAUCAAAAAGCUUCGCAAAGCGAAAAGGGAGGCGCCACCUGGUGAGAAGCCAGAACCUGUAAGGACCCAUCUUCGUAACAUGAUUAUUGUACCCGAGAUGAUCGGAAGCAUCAUUGGAGUGUACAAUGGAAAGACAUUUAACCAGGUUGAGAUCAAACCUGAGAUGAUUGGGCAUUACCUUGCCGAGUUCUCAAUUUCAUACAAGCCUGUUAAGCAUGGUAGACCUGGUAUUGGUGCUACUCACUCCUCCAGGUUCAUUCCUCUCAAGUGAUUUAUUCUAUUUGGGAGACUCUUUUUGGGAGGCUACACUUGUACUUUGCAGUUUAUUUUGAAGGAAGAAACUUGAAAUGAUUUUGUUUCUUAUGUUUAGUGCAUUUUAUUUUAAGUUCUUGGUAGUAUAAACAAUGUUUUGAUAAUGACUUAAUUAUUGAGUUUCAGCAUUCAGGCUUA
This is a messenger RNA of Lathyrus oleraceus (garden pea), 783 nucleotides long. Its product is annotated as 40S ribosomal protein S15-4. Bases 143 to 604 code for a protein of 153 amino acids. Gene Ontology annotation, biological process: translation; ribosomal small subunit assembly. NCBI's taxonomy places the organism in Eukaryota, Viridiplantae, Streptophyta, Magnoliopsida, Fabales, Fabaceae. The record is from RefSeq and is a predicted model, not a curated record. Gene Ontology annotation, molecular function: RNA binding; structural constituent of ribosome. The transcript is spliced from 3 exons. Gene Ontology annotation, cellular component: ribosome; cytosolic small ribosomal subunit.